Molecule: messenger RNA, 3332 nt
Organism: Hyla sarda
Lineage: Eukaryota; Metazoa; Chordata; Amphibia; Anura; Hylidae
Gene: SLC44A2
Product: solute carrier family 44 member 2
Exons: 22
Coding region: 117-2267 (716 amino acids)
Biological process (GO): transmembrane transport; choline transport
Cellular component (GO): membrane
Molecular function (GO): choline transmembrane transporter activity
Source: RefSeq, a predicted model, not a curated record
GAGCAGGGGGGGCUGCACAGCUUGUGUAUGGAGGAGGCAGGGGGGCUGUACACAGACUGCAGCCACUGAGGAUAUACUGAGGGGAGAGGAAGAUACAGCAGGAUACAGACCGAGACAUGGAGGAUGACGGAGAGAAGACGCCUCCUGAUGGAGCUUACGGAGAACCGAGGAAAUAUGAUCCAAGCUUCAAGGGCCCCAUACAUAACAGGAGCUGCACGGACAUCCUGUGCUGUAUACUCAUAGUGCUCGCCAUUAUCGCGUAUGUGGCUGUUGGGAUUGUUGCCUGGACGUAUGGAGAUCCACGGAAAGUCAUCUACCCUACAGACAGCAAAGGCCAGUUCUGCGGACAAGUUGGGACCCCCUAUGAGAAUAAGCCGUUCUUGUUCUACUUCAACAUCAUGAAAUGCGCCAGUCCCCUGGUCCUGCUGGAAUUCCAAUGUCCAACUACCCAGAUCUGUGUGGAGAAAUGUCCAGACAAAUUCCUCACGUAUCUUGGCGUGGCCACGGCACAGAAGGAUUUUGACUACUACAAGCAAUUCUGCAGAGAGGGCUUCAACAAUUUCACCAAGAGUCCAGUGGAAGUGCUAAGAGACCGAGACUGUCCGGCUAUGAUAACACCAAGCAAACCAUUCACCAGAAGAUGCUUCCCAGCUAUUAACAUAAAGAAAGGGGUGGUCAUGGUUGGAAACUCAACAACGUUCGAUGAUGGAAGAGACCAAAGGCAGCGCAAUGUCAGUGACCUGGUGGAAGGAGCCAAAAAAGCCAAUGUGGUGCUGGAGGCUCGGCAGGUUGCUAUGAAAAUAUUUGAGGACUACACCGUGUCCUGGUACUGGAUAAUCCUCGGACUUGUCAUCGCCAUGGUCAUCAGCUUGAUUUUCGUGGUCUUGUUGAGGUUCCUGGCAGGGAUUAUGGUCUGGGUGAUGAUAGUUCUGGUGAUCGCAGUUAUGGGAUAUGGAAUCUUCCAUUGUUACAUGGAAUAUGCCCGACUAAAGGGAACAGCUGGUUCUGAUGUCAAACUGACGGACAUUGGGUUUCAGAGCGAUUUACGGGUGUACCUGCACUUGAAGCAGACAUGGCUGGCAUUCAUGAUCAUUCUGUGUAUAAUGGAAGUAGUCAUCAUCCUCCUGCUGAUAUUCCUCCGGAAAAGGAUCAUGAUUGCCAUCGCACUCAUUAAAGAGUCCAGUAGGGCGGUUGGACAUGUCAUGUGUUCCUUGGUGUUCCCCCUGUUUACGUUCCUGUUGGUGUGUCUUUGUAUUGCCUAUUGGGCCAUCACAGCAGUUUUCCUCUCCACCUCCAAUGAUGCUAUCUAUAAGGUGUUUAAUGAAACGCAGUGCGAUUAUGCCGGCAAAACCUGUGACCCUGAGACUUUUAACACCACCAACAUUUCCCGCAUUUGCCCGGAUGCCACCUGCCAGUUUGCCUUCUAUGGAGGAGAGACCUACUACCACAAGUACCUGAUCGUCUUCCAGAUCUACAAUGCCUUCAUGUUCCUCUGGCUGGCCAACUUCGUCAUUGCUCUUGGUCAGGUGACGCUGGCGGGGGCAUUUGCCUCUUAUUAUUGGGCCUUCAAGAAACCAGAGGACAUGCCCGCCUUCCCCAUUUUCUCCUCCUUCGGCCGUGCACUCAGAUACCACACGGGUUCCCUGGCAUUCGGGUCUCUUAUUCUUGCAAUCGUGCAGCUGAUCAGGAUCAUGUUGGAAUAUCUGGACCACAAACUGAAAGGGGCUGAUAAUAAGUGUGCCCGCUUCCUGCUGUGCUGCCUCAAGUGCUGUUUCUGGUGCCUCGAAAAAUUCAUCAAGUUCCUCAAUCGGAACGCCUACAUCAUGAUUGCCAUUUACGGCACCAACUUCUGCACGUCGGCUCGGAACGCCUUCUUCCUGCUUAUGAGAAACAUAAUUCGUGUUGCAGUCCUUGAUAAAGUCACUGACUUCCUGCUGUUCCUAGGAAAGUUGCUGGUUGUGGGCUGCGUGGGAAUCCUGGCUUUCUUCUUUUUUACUCAUCGCAUCCAGAUUAUACAGGACACUGCCCCCGCUCUCAAUUACUACUGGGUACCGAUUCUGACGGUGGUGAUUGGUUCCUACCUCAUCGCCCACGGCUUCUUCAGUGUGUACGGCAUGUGUGUGGACACCCUCUUCCUGUGUUUCUGUGAAGAUCUGGAGAGGAAUGAUGGCUCCUUGGAGCGGCCAUAUUACAUGUCUCCCGAACUCAGCCGCAUUUUGCUGAAAAAAGAUGCCGAGCCCUUAAAAACCAGUGAAAGCCAAAGCUGAAGUUCUCGUGCGGUUCUGACCGUUCUUCUCUUCUCUGCUGAUACCACUAACCUUCUUCUUUCUUCUGUACCUCAUGCCCAGGAGAGAGGCCAGGGCACCUGGUAGUGUCAGACGGGGCUGUAACUUUAAUGGCGUUAGACCAGAGCCCUGGGGAAGCCUCUUGGGGGGGGGAAACUAAGGGUUAAUCUGCCUAUACCUUCAUGUGUGUACAAACACCCAGUGCCUUGUAUUACCUAUUGCAUGACCCGAGCUCAUAUCAGAUAUGUGCCUCUUUAUACCAGUAUGCCCCCGUCAUGAUGUCCUGUGGUACGUAGUCUCUCUGUAUGUCUCUUCACCUUGGCAUUGCCACCAUCUUCACGUCUCCAUUCCCUCCUGCACAGUGGAAGAUCUGGAAAGGAACGACGGCUCCACUGAGAGACCUUAUUACAUGUCGUCCAACCUACAGAAACUGCUGAACAAAAAGAACAAGGACGGGAAAUGAUGGUUGUGAUGUCAUCGCCGUGUGUAAUGUCCUCCUCCCAGGCUGGACACACGUGCGCCAUUCUGUGUCUGGUGAUGUCAUCAUAUCGACGCUAUGAUAUGUAUAUACAUGAUGUCCUGUCUCUUCCUCCAAAAUAGAAUUUUUCUAUCCACUUCAGCAGAAGAUUUUUGAGCUCCGACCUGAUAAAGACGGAAAAAGACCACACGGAGAAUAUUUUAGUCAACAUUUUUAGUAAUAUUGGCUUCUGGGAAAGCUGGGUUAAAACGGUUACCCAGCAUUUCUAGACUCCUGAACUGGCUAGUUAUGUACAAAUACAUCUUUUUUUUUUAUUUUUUAUUUUUUUUAUUGCCAUAUCGUUGCAUAACGACAGACAUAGCGCUCAGGAGCCUAGGAAAGUUGGAUACAAUGCUGCAAUAACCAUAUUGGUUGUGCCCCAGCUUUCCCAGGAAACCUAAUUUUUAUUUUACACUACUCAGAUCGUCCCAUGUGGCUACUGGUGCCUGGUGCCCAGUCGCCAUAUUUAUAUUGAACGUUAACUGGACAUUGUUUGUUUGUUUUUAAUAGUUAUUUUUUUUUAUAUAUAU